Aureococcus anophagefferens is the source of this 2277-nucleotide messenger RNA. RefSeq lists its product as hypothetical. Lineage: Eukaryota; Pelagophyceae; Pelagomonadales; Pelagomonadaceae. The transcript has 3 exons. Gene Ontology annotation, biological process: potassium ion transport. The record is from RefSeq and is a predicted model, not a curated record. The coding region runs from base 1 to 2277 and encodes 758 amino acids.
AUGGCGCAGCUCGGCUACGUCUUCGACCAGUGGUUCAGCCACCGGCUCACGCAGUUCCUCGCCAUGAUCUUCCUCGCGCUGCUCAUCACGGCGGCGGGCGGGUUGGGGCUGUGGCUCGUGGGCGACGCCAAGGACGUGCAGCAGGGCACGUGGAACGCGUGGACGUACAUGGCGGACCCGGGGUCGCACGCGGGCGUCCGGGGCACGGGGCCGCAGGUCGUCGCGAUCACGGUGACGAUCCUGGGCGUGCUGCUCAUGGCGGCGAUCCUGGGGUUCAUCGUCGAGGCCAUCCAGGCGAAGAUGGAGGAGCUCAAGAGCGGGCUGAGCAGGGUGGUGGAGUCGGGGCACACGCUCAUCCUGGGGUGGACGCACGAGACGGUCAUGGUCAUCGAGGAGAUCUGCAUCGCGAACGAGUCCGAGGGCGGCGGCAUUAUCGUGGUGCUCGCGGACAUGCACAAGCAGGAGAUGGAGAUGGACAUGGCCAUGCAGCUCGGCGGCCACGUGCAGGCGCGGAAGCGGCUCCGGGGCACGAAGGUCGUCCUGCGGAGCGGCAGCCCCAUGCUCGUGCCGGACCUGGCCAAGGUGUCGGCGACGGAGGCGCGCGCGACGCUGAUCCUCGCCGAGCCGGGCCUCGCGGACCUGGCGGACGCGCACACGCUCCGCUGCACGCUCGCGCUGCUCUCGCUGCCGAACCUGUCCGGCCACGUUGUCGCGGAGAUGCGCGACCUCGACAACGAGCCCCUCGUGCGCCUCGUGGGCGGCGAGCUCAUCGAGACGCUCACGUCCCACGACAUCCUGGGCCGUUUGAUGUUGAUGUCCGCGCGCGAGCCGGGCCUGGCGUCCGUCUACGCGACGGUGCUGGGCUUCGUCGGCGACGAGUUCUACGCGGCGCACUGGCCCGAGCUCGUCGGCGUCGCGUGGCGCGAGGUCGCCUUCCGCUUCCGGACGGCGAUCCCCAUCGGCAUCCGCACGCUCGACGACCAGCUCAUCCUGAACCCGCCGGGGGACCGCGUCCUGGAGGAGGGCGACGAGAUCGUGGUAUUGGCCGAGGACAACGACACGUACGCGCCCGGCGAGCGCGUCGUCGUCGAGACGGGCCCGCCGCCGGUCCAGGACGUGCCGCCGAAGCAGAAGGAGAUGAUCCUGUGCUGCGGCUGGCGCCGCGACAUCCGCGACAUCCUGCUGCAGCUCGACAAGCAGGUCGCGCGCGGGAGCGAGCUCCACAUGAUGUCCGACACGAUCCCGCUCGAGGACCGGAACCGCUACCUCAAGGACUCGGGCCUCGACGUGGACAAGGACAUGCACAAUUUAAAAAUUGUGCACUUCAUGGGCAACACGGCCAUGCGGCGCUGCCUCGAGAGCCUCCCGAUCGCGGAGUACGACUCGUGCAUGAUUUUAGCGGACCAGUCCUUCGAGGCGCAGAUGAUGCAGAGCGACUCGCACGUCAUCGCGUCCCUGCUCCAGCUCCGGGAGAUCCAGAAGGAGGCCCGCGCGACGCGGCGGUCCAUCAUGAACGAUUUGAAGCUGCGCCAGCAGACGGGGGGCGGCGGCAUGAGCAAGAGCAAGCGCGCGCUGACGCAGCGCCUCCAGCUCGCCAUGCCCACGAUCUGCGAGGUUUUGGACCCGCGGACGCCUCGGAACAUGACCGUCGCGCACACGUCCGACUUCUGCCAGUCGAACAAGCUCAUCGCCCAGAUCCUGGCCAUGUGCACGGAGGACCGGUCCAUCCAGGUGUUGCUCAACGAGCUCCUGGGCCCCGGCGGCGUCAGCUUCUCCAUGCAGCCCGCGAGCCGCUACGCGCACCCGUCGGAGCACCUCAACUUCUACGAGCUCGCCGCGCGCGUCCAGUCCUACGGCGAGACGCUCUGCGGCUACCAGACGCGCUGGGAGAAGAAGGCGCACACGAUCAUCAACCCCCAGGACAAGGGCGAGAAGAAGCUGGGCUGGGAGGCCUACGACCUCAUCGUGCUCCAGGGCACGGCGUCCGCCAUGUCCGCGGACCCGGCGCUCGCGGCCGCGCGCCGCGCGUCGCCGCGGUCCCCGCGGGGCCAGCGCGGCUACGCGUCGUCCGCGAAGAUGACGCGGGGCACGCGCUCCGGCCGCCACGACACCAUCGUCGCGAGCCGCGGCGGCACGCGCCGCGCGUCCAUGACGGGGCACAAGAAGCGGAAGGAGGUGUCCUCCGCGAAGCUCGCCGCGUCGCGGCGGAGCCUCAUCGCCAGCCACGACGACGGGCCCCUCGCCGAGCCGGGCUCCCCGAAGAUCGCGCCCGAGUAG